This is a messenger RNA of Hyaloscypha bicolor E, 327 nucleotides long. RefSeq lists its product as uncharacterized. Bases 1 to 327 code for a protein of 108 amino acids. The transcript has a single exon. NCBI's taxonomy places the organism in Eukaryota, Fungi, Ascomycota, Leotiomycetes, Helotiales, Hyaloscyphaceae. The record is from RefSeq and is a predicted model, not a curated record.
AUGUCUUCCUCGUCCAAGAAAUGGCAGCUACCAUCCAAACCAUCCUUCAACAUCAAAUCGAAGCCAAAAUCAAACACAAAGACAAACACAAGUUCCGAAAAGCCAACGAGGUCGUCGACAGAACCUACUUCCUCCGUGACAUCAAAAUCCUCGAAAGUUUGGAGGAAGACGAAGGAGUUCUUUAAUUCGCUUGGAGAGCCGCCUACAGCUGCAUUUGAGAGGGAACAGGCUAAGAAGAAGGAGGUCAAGACGUCUGGACGUGAGGCGUUUGGCGCGGUGAAUUAUGGGCCGUAUCAUCAGGGGGGCCCUUUUGGAGGGAGGUCGUGA